Molecule: messenger RNA, 1482 nt
Organism: Copidosoma floridanum
Lineage: Eukaryota; Metazoa; Arthropoda; Insecta; Hymenoptera; Encyrtidae
Gene: qless
Product: decaprenyl diphosphate synthase subunit 1 qless
Biological process (GO): isoprenoid biosynthetic process; ubiquinone biosynthetic process
Cellular component (GO): mitochondrion; transferase complex
Molecular function (GO): prenyltransferase activity
Source: RefSeq, a predicted model, not a curated record
GAUUUCUCGAAUACUGGACGGUGACUUUUCAAACUUUAUUCGCGUCAUGAGGUACAAACAUACUCAACAUUCCGGUUUGUUGCCGGACUACCGAAUCGAUCCCUAUAAGCUAAUUGAGGCUGAUCUGAAAGAUGUUUAUGAAGACAUAAGAAAGGAAUUAGUGAGUAACACUCAAAAUGAGGAAUUAAGAACUAUAGCUACAUAUUAUUUUGGAGGCCAGGGUAAAGCUCUUCGACCCAUGGUUGCAAUUCUUGUUGCAAAGGCUAUAAAUUAUCACAAAGAUAAAAGUAGCGUUCUUUUGGCACCCCAGCGGCAGGUUGCAAUGAUAUCUGAAAUGAUACAUAGUGCAUCCUUGGUGCACGAUGAUGUAAUUGAUCAAUCAGACUUUCGUCGAGGUAAGCCUUCCAUAAAUGCGCUCUGGAAUCAAAAAAAGGUAACAAUGGCUGGAGACUAUAUACUGGCAGUUGCAUCUAUGAUGAUAGCCCGUCUUCAUAACGAUGACGUCACUUUGACUCUAAGUCAGGUGGUUACUGAUCUUGUUCAAGGAGAAUUCAUGCAACUAGGCUCCAAAGAAACAGAAAAUGAACGAUUUGCUCACUAUUUAACCAAAACUUAUAGAAAAACUGCUAGUUUGAUAGCGAAUUCAGCAAAAUCGGUAGCAAUGUUAGGAGGUGCUGAUGAGAACCUUGCUGAAGUCGCUUUUCAGUAUGGGCGAAAUAUUGGAUUGGCUUUUCAACUUGUUGAUGAUCUGUUGGAUUUUGUUUCUUCUUCGGAUACAAUGGGAAAACCAACAGCUGCUGAUUUACGACUAGGUCUUGCUACUGCACCCGUUCUCUUUGCUUGUAAACAUUAUCCAGAACUAAAUCCAAUGAUACUGCGACGUUUUCAAGAACCUGAUGAUGUUGACAGAGCUUUUCAGCUGGUUCACAAGUCUCAAGGAUUAGAGCAAACAAAAUUUUUAGCACAAAAACAUUGCAUCGAAGCAGUGAGAUUUGCACAAUCUUUGACUGAAAGUCCUUAUCAGCAAAGCUUGCUUGUUGUUAGUGAUUUAGUUAUCAACCGUAUUAAAUAGAUUUUUUCAGAUGAUUAUUGGAUACACAGAAAUAAAUAUUAAAUGCAAUUAGAAACAGAAGGCCUGCUUUAAUCCAUGAACUGUAACUUAGUCGCACCAGCAAAAAUGAAAAGCUAGAAUGUUUUCAUGUAAUUAUUAAUUUAUGCCUAAGGAGAUAAAAAUGUGUUUAUUUAAUUAAAUUCUGUGUGAAAGCAAGUGCAAAGUAUGCGAUAAAAAUGGCAAAAGAAAAUCAUGUUCAUGGGCUUUUUUAGUUUCUAAGCUUUAGUUUUUGUUGUUGUUAUCUACUAUGAAGAACAAGAUCUAGAAUCAGUGUUAUUUCUUUCAACAUAAUAGAAUUCAACUUAUUUUUUUCUGAAUAACUGAAAAAUGUUUGUAUGAUUUAUUUAACUGAAGCACAUAAAUUGUUUAAA